Messenger RNA from Durio zibethinus, 1869 nucleotides. Its product is annotated as ubiquitin carboxyl-terminal hydrolase 2-like. Gene Ontology annotation, molecular function: cysteine-type deubiquitinase activity. Gene Ontology annotation, cellular component: cytoplasm. The record is from RefSeq and is a predicted model, not a curated record. Gene Ontology annotation, biological process: protein deubiquitination; ubiquitin-dependent protein catabolic process. Lineage: Eukaryota; Viridiplantae; Streptophyta; Magnoliopsida; Malvales; Malvaceae.
AUUAUUAUUUUUUUUAAUCUUUUGUUAACUUGUACUACUUUCAAUUGAGGCCAACGGUUGAGAUUCAUUUGUUAGAUCCAAUCGCUAGAGGGAGUGAAAAAUCACAAUCCUUAAAAGCUUUCACAGCAGGAGUGGCCCCGCAAAGCUUUUUUAGCCAUUAGGGUUGAGGAAGAAGAAAGACCCAAAGGCCGAGAAACACCAAACCCUUCUUUUUUGGUCAGACAGACUCGGCGGCGACUGCUAAUUUCUCAUCAUGUCUUGGUGCACAAUUGAAUCCGAUCCCGGUGUUUUUACAGAACUUAUACAGCAGAUGCAAGUUAAAGGCGUACAAGUAGAGGAGUUGUAUUCCUUGGAUCUUGAUUCUCUAAACAAUCUUAGGCCUGUGUAUGGGUUGAUUUUCCUUUUCAAAUGGCGCCCAGGGGAGAAGGAUGAACGUCUUGUAAUUAAGGACCCAAACCCUAAUUUAUUCUUUGCUAGCCAGGUCAUCAAUAAUGCUUGUGCUACACAAGCAAUAUUGUCUAUUCUCAUGAACUGCCCAGAUAUUGAUAUAGGCCCAGAACUAUCAAAGUUGAAAGAAUUCACUAAAAACUUUCCUCCAGAACUCAAGGGUCUGGCUAUAAAUAACAGUGAAGCUAUACGUGCAGCCCAUAAUAGUUUUGCGAGGCCUGAGCCUUUUGUUCUGGAGGAGCAGAAGGCUGCUGGGAAAGAUGAUGAUGUCUACCAUUUCAUAAGCUACAUACCGGUUGAUGGGGUUCUCUAUGAGCUUGAUGGACUGAAGGAGGGACCCAUUAGCCUUGGUCAGUGCCCUGCUGGUCCAGGUGACAUGGAAUGGUUGAAGAUGGUACAACCAGUAAUCCAAGAACGUAUUGAGAGAUAUUCCAAAAGUGAAAUACGAUUCAAUCUCAUGGCAGUUAUCAAGAACAAGAAAGAGAUGUACACUGCUGAACUUAAGGAGCUCCAAAAGAAGAGGGAACGCAUCUUGCAGCAGCUGGCUAUCAUACAGUCAGACAGACUUACAGACAAAACCAGUUUUGAAGCACUAAACAAACAACUUUCAGAAGUGAAUUCGGGGAUUGAGGGUGCCACCGAGAAGAUUUUGAUGGAGGAGGAGAAGUUCAAGAAGUGGAGAACUGAAAAUAUUCGUAGGAAACACAACUACAUUCCCUUCCUGUUCAACUUUCUUAAAAUUCUCGCUGAAAAGAAGCAACUGAAACCCCUUAUUGAGAAAGCUAAGCAGAAAACUAUCACCCCUAGGUGAAGUGUUUCUUGUUUUGUUUCUCUUCUUUUGGUUGACUAGAUGCCCAGUCGAAACUACAGGUUUAGUGCAAAUCCAAGAAAAAGAGUGAGCAUAAGACCCUUUAUGAUCAUUUAUAACUUUCUCCGUGGAUUUAUUUUAGUCUUUUCUUCCUUGUUUUGAUGACAACAAUCUGCUCAAGAUAAGCAACCUUUGGGUGAUCGAACAUGCUUCGGAGUCAGAUAGUUUGGUGCCACUUUAGCUCAUGAGUAGGAGUGUAUGCAUCAAACAAUAGCUAUUCAAGUUUCUAUUGUCAUUUGCACUAUUUUACGGGCAGGGCCCUCAUCUCAAAGGACUAGCCUAUUGGGUGAGGUCAGGUGAUUUAGUCUUCUAUUUAAGUCCAAGCUUUGGACUCAGCACACAACAGCAUCAUGUGACAGCUCUUUCGAUCAAUCCUUGAUACCCGACCCACACCGUUAUGUGGGGUUUGGUGUAGUGUCCCAAUCUGAUACAGUAGUGAUUCAGCACAGCUCGCUUAUCACCUGUUCCGGGAUUAAGUUUAUGUCAGCCCAAAAAAUUGGUUUAUUAGAAGAUAUGACCUAAAAUGGUACGAUGAUACGGAAAAAAUGAUAUAA